AUGGGGCUAUCUGUAUGUCCCGAAAGGGAACACGCCGAUAAACAUAUAGACUACUCUUUCCAAAUGAGUGAGCAGAGCCUGAGCAGCAGAGAGACCAGCUUUCUCAUCAAUGAAGAAACAAUGCCUGCAAAGCGAUUCAAUUUGUUCCUGAGGCGGCGGCUUAUGUUUCAAAAAAAUCAGCAAAGCAAAGAUUCUAUCUUCUUCCGAGACGGGAUUAGGCAAAUUGAUUUUGUGCUUUCCUAUGCUGAUGACAUAAAGAAAGACGCAGAGUUAAAGGCGGAAAGAAGAAAAGAGUUUGAAAAAAAUCUCAGAAAAACAGGUCUUGAGUUGGAAAUAGAAGAUAAAAGGGACUCUGAAGAUGGAAGAACUUAUUUUGUCAAGAUCCAUGCCCCUUGGGAGGUAUUAGUUACCUAUGCUGAAGUCUUGGGAAUCAAAAUGCCUAUUAAGGAGAGUGAUAUUCCCCGACCUACGCACACUCCUAUGAGCUAUGUGCUUGGGCCUGUGAGACUCCCAACGAGUGUGAAGUAUCCCCAUCCUGAGUAUUUUACUGCCCAAUUCAGCAGACAUCGGCAGGAGCUCUUCCUCAUCGAAGAUCAGGCAACCUUCUUUCCAUCCUCAUCAAGAAACAGAAUUGUGUACUAUAUUCUCUCAAGAUGUCCUUUCGGCAUAGAAGAUGGGAAGAAAAGGUUUGGGAUUGAAAGGCUGCUAAACUCUAACACUUAUUCAUCUGCCUAUCCACUCCACGAUGGUCAAUAUUGGAAGCCAUCAGAACCUCCCAAUCCCACCAAUGAAAGAUACAUACUUCACCAGAAUUGGGCUCGAUUUUCCUAUUUCUACAAGGAGCAGCCAUUAGACUUGAUUAAGAAUUAUUAUGGAGAAAAAAUUGGUAUCUAUUUCGUCUUUCUUGGAUUUUACACAGAAAUGCUAUCCUUUGCAGCUGUAGUUGGCUUAGCUUGUUUUAUUUAUGGUUUAUUAUCAAUGGAAGAUAACACAAGCAGCACUGAAAUCUGUGACCCUGAGAUUGGUGGUCAGAUGAUCAUGUGCCCACUCUGCGAUCAAGUGUGUGAUUAUUGGAGACUAAAUAGUACGUGUUUGGCUUCAAAGUUCUCUCAUUUGUUUGAUAAUGAGUCAACAGUGUUCUUUGCAAUAUUCAUGGGAAUUUGGGUCACCUUAUUUUUGGAGUUUUGGAAACAACGACAAGCCAGACUGGAAUAUGAGUGGGACCUGGUGGACUUUGAAGAGGAACAGCAGCAGCUUCAGCUGAGACCGGAAUUUGAAGCUAUGUGUAAACACAGGAAAUUGAAUCCAGUGACCAAGGAGAUGGAACCUUACAUGCCUCUAUAUGCACGUAUUCCAUGGUACUUUCUUUCAGGAGCCACAGUGACAUUAUGGAUGUCUCUUGUUGUCACCAGUAUGGUAGCUGUAAUUGUGUACCGCCUGUCAGUCUUUGCUACAUUUGCUAGUUUCAUGGAAAGUGAUGCAUCCUUAAAGCAGGUCAAAAGCUUCCUUACUCCUCAAAUAACCACAUCACUCACAGGAUCAUGCUUGAACUUUAUUGUCAUCUUGAUCUUGAAUUUCUUUUAUGAAAAGAUAUCUGCGUGGAUCACAAAAAUGGAAAUUCCUCGAACAUACCAGGAGUAUGAGAGCAGUCUUACCUUGAAAAUGUUCCUGUUUCAGUUUGUAAAUUUUUACUCAUCCUGCUUCUACGUAGCUUUUUUUAAAGGGAAGUUCGUAGGCUAUCCUGGAAAAUACACAUAUUUAUUUGAUGAGUGGCGAAGUGAAGAGUGUGAUCCUGGAGGCUGUCUUAUAGAAUUGACAACGCAAUUGACCAUUAUAAUGACUGGGAAACAGGUUUUUGGAAACAUUAAAGAAGCCAUUUAUCCCUUGGCUUUGAAUUGGUGGAGACGCCGAAAAGCUCGGACAAACUCUGAGAAGCUGUAUAGUCGAUGGGAGCAGGAUCAUGACCUUGAAAGUUUUGGACCCCUUGGGCUUUUCUAUGAGUACUUAGAAACAGUUAUUCAAUUUGGAUUUGUUACACUAUUUGUGGCCUCUUUUCCUUUGGCUCCUCUUCUUGCUCUCAUAAAUAAUAUUGUAGAGAUUCGAGUGGAUGCCUGGAAACUUACCACUCAAUACAGGAGAACUGUAGCUUCUAAAGCUCAUAGCAUAGGUGUUUGGCAAGACAUUCUUUAUGGAAUGGCUGUCCUUUCUGUUGCAACUAAUGCCUUUAUUGUUGCAUUUACGUCGGACAUCAUUCCCCGUCUAGUUUACUACUAUGCUUACUCAACAAAUGCCACGCAGCCUAUGACAGGAUAUGUGAAUAAUAGCCUGUCGGUAUUCCUGAUAGCUGAUUUUCCAAACCACACUGCACCUUCGGAAAAACGAGGCUUCAUCACUUGCAGGUACAGAGAUUACAGAUAUCCUCCUGAUGAUGAGAAUAAGUAUUUUCAUAAUAUGCAAUUCUGGCAUGUCCUUGCUGCCAAGAUGACCUUCAUCAUUGUUAUGGAACAUGUUGUGUUUUUAGUUAAAUUUUUGCUGGCCUGGAUGAUACCUGAUGUUCCAAAAGAUGUUGUGGAGAGAAUCAAGCGAGAAAAGUUAAUGACUAUCAAGAUUCUUCAUGAUUUUGAGCUCAACAAAUUAAAAGAGAACUUGGGAAUUAAUUCUAAUGAAUUUGCCAAGCAUGUCAUGAUUGAGGAAAACAAAGCACAGCUGGCUAAAUCAACAAUCUAA
This is a messenger RNA of Piliocolobus tephrosceles (Ugandan red Colobus), 2727 nucleotides long. It is a transcript of the gene ANO5, whose product is annotated as anoctamin 5. Lineage: Eukaryota; Metazoa; Chordata; Mammalia; Primates; Cercopithecidae. Gene Ontology annotation, molecular function: chloride channel activity; protein dimerization activity. The record is from RefSeq and is a predicted model, not a curated record. Gene Ontology annotation, biological process: chloride transmembrane transport. The transcript is spliced from 22 exons. Bases 1 to 2727 code for a protein of 908 amino acids. Gene Ontology annotation, cellular component: plasma membrane.